AUGGCGUCGCUCAAUUGGACCUCGGUGGCAGUAGCUAUCGCUGCAGUCUUACUCUUCUGGACAUUCUCGGCCACAUCGUCUUCACCCUUCACGCGCAACUUCCCCCGACUCCACAGCAAGCGGAUCUGUCUGUUGAUCGCACACCCAGAUGACGAGGCCAUGUUCUUUGCGCCAACAGUUCUGGCGCUCACGAAGCCAGAGUUGGGCAAUCAUCUCAAGAUUCUCUGUCUCAGCAGCGGUGAUGCUGAUGGCCUCGGCGAAACCCGCAAGAAGGAGCUGCAGAAGAGCGCCCUUCAGCUUGGUGUUCGCAACGAAUCCGACGUCUUCAUUAUCGAUGACCCCACUCGCUUCCCGGAUAGCAUGACCAAAGACUGGCCUGCCGAUCAAGUUUCCUCUCUCCUCGCCUCCGCAUUCGCUCCCGAUCUCGCCGCCUCCCUUAACGGUAGCAAAAAGGCAGACCCCAAGAAAGCUCCCACCGCCACCAUCGAUAUCCUCCUUACCUUCGAUCAGCAUGGCAUAAGUAACCAUAUCAACCACCGCUCGCUGUACCAUGGUGCUGUGGAAUUUGUACGGCUUCUCAUGAAGGACAAGUCCGGCUUUGCCUCUCCCAUUGAGCUGUAUACUUUGACGAGCACUUCGAUGUUUAGGAAGUAUGCUGGUGUGCUUGAUGCGCCGUUUUCCAUGAUUCAGGGUGCGUUUUCCAAUGUCGUGGCAAGACUGAGCGGCGUGAAGAAGGAUGGGCCCAGUCCCGCACGCUUGCUGUUUGUUAGCUCUGUUGCGGAGUGGUUCACAGCGCAGUCGGCUAUGGUGAAGUGUCAUAAGAGCCAGAUGGUUUGGUUCCGGUGGGGGUGGAUUACACUUGGGAGGUAUAUGACUGUGAAUGAUUUGAAGAAAGAGAAAAUCUAG
Molecule: messenger RNA, 906 nt
Organism: Penicillium verhagenii
Lineage: Eukaryota; Fungi; Ascomycota; Eurotiomycetes; Eurotiales; Aspergillaceae
Product: PIG-L family deacetylase
Exons: 2
Coding region: 1-906 (301 amino acids)
Biological process (GO): GPI anchor biosynthetic process
Cellular component (GO): endoplasmic reticulum
Molecular function (GO): N-acetylglucosaminylphosphatidylinositol deacetylase activity
Source: RefSeq, a predicted model, not a curated record